Sarcophilus harrisii (Tasmanian devil) is the source of this 3528-nucleotide messenger RNA. It is a transcript of the gene MAPKAPK3, whose product is annotated as MAPK activated protein kinase 3. The transcript is spliced from 11 exons. The coding region runs from base 362 to 1549 and encodes 395 amino acids. Gene Ontology annotation, biological process: peptidyl-serine phosphorylation; response to cytokine; intracellular signal transduction. Gene Ontology annotation, molecular function: calcium/calmodulin-dependent protein kinase activity; ATP binding; mitogen-activated protein kinase binding. Gene Ontology annotation, cellular component: cytoplasm; nucleus. Lineage: Eukaryota; Metazoa; Chordata; Mammalia; Dasyuromorphia; Dasyuridae. The record is from RefSeq and is a predicted model, not a curated record.
AAGAGGCCCCGGGCCCCGCCUGCCCCGCCUCUCCCACUCUCCAGCCGGUCCCCGACCCCGGGUCCCGGCCUUCCCCUUUAAGGGCUGACCGCGCGGGGCCCAAAGUUGGGAUGACGCGUGGGGCGGGUCACGUGGGGGCCCCAGGCCAGUGCCUGUCAGCCGCCGUGGCCCGAGCUCCAAGUCCAGCUCGCGGCUCAGCCCCCCUAGUCCGGGCCACCGCCGCCGCCGCCGCAGCCAGGUGAUGGGCCCAGCCACAUACCUCUCUCUCUUCAUUAUCUUGCGUGAAGCUCUUUCUGAAUGAGGGGCCUUCCCUGAAAAGCCCUGUUUGUGGUCAUCACUUCCCACGGUCCCUGCUCCUGUCAUGGACCCCAAUGGCGAAGGGGGGGAGCAGAUACCUGAAGAAGAGACCUCAGGGCCUGGGCCUGGGGGAGCCAUCGGAAUGGGAAUCCAAGAGAAUGCCAGGGGUGGACCUCGGAGUCUGGCCCAUGGCAAGGUUGAGCCCAAGAAAUAUGCAGUCACUGAUGAUUACAAGCUGUCCAAGCAAGUGCUGGGCCUGGGUGUGAACGGAAAGGUCUUGGAAUGCUUCCACAAGGUGACAGGCCAGAAGUGUGCACUGAAGCUCCUGUAUGACAGUCCCAAAGCUCGGCAAGAAGUAGAGCAUCACUGGCAGGCCUCAGGUGGACCCCACAUUGUGCGCAUCGUGGACAUCUAUGAGAACAUGCACCACAACAAGAGGUGCCUCCUGAUUGUCAUGGAAUGCAUGGAAGGUGGUGAGCUUUUUAGCAGGAUCCAGGAGCGAGGCGACCAGGCUUUCACAGAGAGAGAGGCGUCGGAGAUCAUGAGGGACAUUGGUACAGCCAUCCAGUACCUGCAUGCCAUGAACAUUGCUCACAGGGACGUCAAGCCAGAAAAUCUACUCUAUACUUCCAAAGGGAAAGACUCAGUGCUCAAGCUCACAGACUUUGGGUUUGCCAAGGAGACCACCCAGAAUGCCCUCCAGACACCCUGCUACACUCCCUAUUAUGUGGCCCCUGAAGUGUUGGGUCCUGAGAAGUAUGACAAGUCAUGUGACAUGUGGUCACUUGGGGUUAUCAUGUACAUCCUUCUUUGUGGCUUCCCUCCAUUCUAUUCCAAUACUGGCCAAGCCAUUUCCCCUGGAAUGAAGAGAAGGAUUCGAAUGGGACAGUAUGGAUUUCCCAAUCCUGAGUGGUCUGAUGUUUCAGAAGAAGCCAAGCAACUGAUCCGGCUCUUGCUAAAGACAGAACCUACUGAAAGAAUGACCAUUGCUCAGUUUAUGAACCAUCCUUGGAUUAAUCAAUCAAUGGUGGUACCGCAAACCCCUCUUCAUACUGCCCGAGUCCUGCAGGAAGACAAAGACCACUGGGAUGAAGUGAAGGAAGAGAUGACCAGUGCCCUGGCCACAAUGCGGGUAGAUUAUGACCAGGUGAAAAUCAAAGACUUGAAAACCUCUAACAACCGGCUCCUUAACAAACGACGAAAGAAGCAGGCUGGUAGUUCCACAUCAUCUACAGGCUGCAACAACCAAUAAGGAGAAAGAGGCCUGAGGACUUAGGGGCCAGGGGCCUGAGGGAUGUCCAGCAGCUCGGCGACCAACUUUAUCCUCCCCAUCAUUUGGGGCAUGACUCAGGCUGGGCCUUGCAGUGUUGUGAGCCAGACCUGGCAGGCGCAGAGCAAGGAGAGAUUCAGAUUUCUGCCAAGACUCAGGACAAUUAGGUUUUAGGGCAUUUGGCCUUUUAAGUGAAAAUGGUUUUUUUGUUUGUUUAACAAAGUGUGAUAUGGGACUUAAAAAUUGUGGCGAUAAUGAUGGUAUUUGGGACUCCGCAGCUUUAGCCAUGCACCAAGGCAAGAGGGAGAGGGUUGGGUCAAAGUUGUUAGUUGGCCUUUUUUGUUUGUAGCAGCAAGAGUUUAGUUAUUUGGUGUUGGGUGGCUAUUCUCCAGGGUUUUUGGAAGGGGCUUAAUAUUCUCAUGUUAGUGCCUCCAUUACUCCCUAGGUAUGCCCUCAAGGAGAGAGGAACCUGUCUAGUUUGAAAUAUCUUUGCAAAGCAAAAUACCUUGAGGAGCUAGAGCUAAUCAAGAUGUAGCUUUUUCCUCCUCCUCCUCCUCCUCCUCCUCCUCUUCUUCUUCUUCUUCUUCUUCUUCUUCUUCUUCUUCUUCUUCUUCUUCUUCUUCUUCUUCUUCUUCUUCUUCUCUCUUCUCUCUCUUUUUUCAGUUUUAUAGGUUUUCCUAACCACACUAACUACUUUGAAAGCUAAAAUUCCAAAUUUUACUGUUGUUCUGUCCUUUUUCCUGUCCCCUCCCGGCCAAGAAGAUGAGGAAAUUGUCAGAUAGAGAAGGGAUCUAGGCUGCACAAUGGCCCUAGAACAGAGCUGACACCUUCCCCAGUGACUGAGAGACAGCUCGAGUGCUGCCUGAGACCCGUGAUUUCUGAAUGGGUGGUCACUUCAUAUCCCUCUCAGCUUCCUUUCUUUCUCUGUCCCUUCCCCUUUUUUCUCCAUUUUUGCUCUUAAACACUUUGCAGAAUUUCUCUUCCGGCCAUGCUCAUUCUCUUCAAAUUGUUUGGAACUGUUGGGUGGAGAGAGGAGGAAGCUGGUGGCUGUUGUGUGGGGAAGGAUGGCUGCUUGCUUUUCCUCUGUUAUUUCUCUAACACUUAGCCAGCCCAACCUGCCCCAAAGGACACUUUGAGGAAGAAGAAAAUCUAAGAGAAGAGGCCUCCAUUGUAGCCCUCUUGCCUUACCCUGGUCCCAAAUGAUCCCGGAUGAUUCUUCACUCAUCUUGAAGUUGUGGGUUUACCAGAACUAAAGUAACCCUGUGUGCUAGGGUUUACCUGGUCUUUGUCUGUAACUGAAUGGUGGGGCUGGGGUGAGGGGAUUCUGAGAUGAGUUUGGAGAGAGUCCUGGGGGUGAAGGAUGCUUUUAAUUCAUUCCAACUUUGCCAAAUGUCACUGUGACAAAAUACCAGCUAAAUUCCUUUGUCUAAACCAAACCCAGGGAGAAAACAGACUAUGUGUUUUCUAUGCAUAUUUAUGCAAAUUUGGUUUUUAUCUUCUCCUUACUCAGGCCCUUGUUUGGACUAGAAGAUGACAUUAUCUUCGUGUGUGUGUGUGUGUGUGUGUGUGUGUGUGUGUGUGUGUAUGUAUGUUGGGGGAGGUGUGUAGGUUGGGCCAUCCUGCUCUGUUUUAAUCAGAUGGUGCCUUUUCUGAAUUAAAGGUUUGGCUUAUGGCCAAAGGGCCUGCUAAUUAAAUUUUCAAGAGAGUUUGAAGGGGUCAGCCUGGACUUCCAGAGGACACGGGUAUGGUUUGGCUCCCUGGACUAGAGAAUCUCUUAGCAGCGACAUACAAAGUCCGCCCUGCAUUUGCUGCAAGGAAGCUUCAGGUGGAUGGGGAUAACCUGGAGCCCUUUUCCUGGCCUGGGCUCCCUGAGGUUAGAAAACAUCUACCAGUUCCUAUUCAAAAAGCCACUAGGAGUUUCACCUACUGAUUUCUAUUAAAUUGUGUUUUAUCUUUUUCCA